Molecule: messenger RNA, 834 nt
Organism: Trypanosoma theileri
Lineage: Eukaryota; Euglenozoa; Kinetoplastea; Trypanosomatida; Trypanosomatidae
Product: HAD family hydrolase
Exons: 1
Coding region: 1-834 (277 amino acids)
Biological process (GO): nucleotide catabolic process; pyrimidine nucleobase metabolic process
Molecular function (GO): nucleotidase activity
Source: RefSeq, a predicted model, not a curated record
AUGGGGUGUGAUACAGAAACGACUCAACAAGUGCAAGAACAGUGGCAGAAAGAAGAAGAGCAAACUCAGCACAAACAAAUGGUGGUUCUUCUGGACAUCGAUAAUACAUUGUACAAUGACAAGGCAGUGGGUUCUCUCUCUAUGCAAAUGCGAGUUGCCCUUAUAGAAUAUGUACAGAAUUGGCUUAAGAUACCUUUUGAAGAAGCAAAGUCUUUUGUUGAGAAGUGUUUUAAACAGUAUGGUUUGACUAUUUGCGGUCUCGUGCAUGAGAAAACUGGUAUCGAACCUGAACAUAUAACAGAUUUUGUCUACAGCCGUUGUGAUUUUACUGGAAUAAAAGAGGAUGUCAUGCUUCGUGAAAUGCUUUCUCGUUUGAGAAGUGAACAUCAACACAGACUGUACUAUUUAACAAAUGCUCCACGGAGACAUGCUACUACUGUAUUGGAGAGACUAGGCCUUACUAAUGAUGAGUUUGCCUUGGAAGGAUUUUCCUACGAGGAUCAAUGGGCACAUACAAAACCUGUAUUGGGUAAUAAACCUAUGCGAUCCGCGUACAGUGCAAUUUACAAUGCGUUAAAGGAAAGACAUCCGGACUCUAUGUGGAUUGAACCGUAUCACAUGGUAAUGGUAGACGACGCUGCACAUAAUCUUCUCGAACCUCUUGCAAUGGGAUGGAGUGCUGUAUGGGUGGCCCAUGGUGCUGAGGUACCGGAUGUGCUUCUCACUCCAAUGAAAAGUGGUAGACUUGUUUGUGUUGAGCACAUUGGAGAGCUCGAGGAUGCUAUUCAUCGACUAUCAACACAGAAAGAAAGUGCGGAACUGUCUUUCCAAUGA